UUAUUCUUCUAAUUAGAAAACUAAAUCAUGCACUGGCUGCUGUUGACUCCAUUUCUCUGUCUGAGUCUCGAACUUGAACUCAAACAUGGCGAAGAAACUCGUGAAGUACUUUGUGGUGGACGCGUUCACUGACUCGGCGUUCAAGGGGAACCCGGCGGCUGUGUGUUUGUUGGAAGAAGAGAGAGAUGAGCAAUGGUUGCAAGCAGUGGCGGCCGAGUUCAACAUCUCCGAAACCUGUUACUUGACUCGGCUAACUGAGUCGGGCCAUAUUGACUCGUCCAUUCCUAGGUUCCGUCUCAGAUGGUUCACUCCUGUCACUGAGGUUGAGCUUUGUGGUCAUGCUACAUUGGCAGCUUCACACGCAUUGUUUACUUCUGGUUUGGUGAAUUCCAACAUUAUUGAGUUUGUCACACUAUCCGGUAUUUUAACGGCUAGAAAGGUUACCGAAAUCAAGACAUCGGAUGGUUUGGAUAUUCAGAAUGGUGAAACACAAGGGUGCUUUUUCGUCGAACUGGAUUUCCCAACUGUCCCGUUAACCGAUUUUAGUCCGGAUGAAGUUUCGUUAAUUUCCAAUGCCGUGAAUGGGGCUGCUGUGCAUGAUAUAAAGAUAACAACAACUUCAGAGAACCUCUUUCUUGUACUCCCAUCAAGAGAAAGUGUGGUUGAGCUACAGCCAGAGAUUGAUGCUAUAAAGAAAUGUCCUGGAAAGGGGUUAAUUAUUUCAGCGGCUGCUCCCCCGGGGUCUGAGUUUGAUUUUUAUAGCCGAUACUUUUGCCCAACAUUUGGGAUCAAUGAGGAUCCUGUUUGUGGGAGUGCACAUUGUGCCUUAGCACCUUACUGGAGCAAAAAACUGGGAAAGUGUGAUUUUGUUGCAAAUGCGGCCUCACCCAGAGGUGGAGUUGUAAACAUUCAUCUGGACGAACAAAACCAAAGAGUGCUGCUGCGAGGAAAAGCUGUUACUGUUAUGCAAGGGUCUCUUUUAGUUUAGAGAUUCGGGGUUAAAACUUGAAAUCCAUAUACAUUCAAUCAAAAUAAAUGGAUAUUGGUUUGGAGAAUCCACUGGAAUUGGAAUUGAACAUGAAAUUUCAAAUUCUAGAACUGCUUUAUUGUCU
Messenger RNA from Corylus avellana, 1112 nucleotides. RefSeq lists its product as uncharacterized. Lineage: Eukaryota; Viridiplantae; Streptophyta; Magnoliopsida; Fagales; Betulaceae. The record is from RefSeq and is a predicted model, not a curated record. Gene Ontology annotation, molecular function: isomerase activity. Gene Ontology annotation, cellular component: cytoplasm. Gene Ontology annotation, biological process: biosynthetic process.